This is a messenger RNA of Talaromyces rugulosus, 2751 nucleotides long. RefSeq lists its product as uncharacterized. Lineage: Eukaryota; Fungi; Ascomycota; Eurotiomycetes; Eurotiales; Trichocomaceae. Bases 1 to 2751 code for a protein of 916 amino acids. The transcript has 5 exons. The record is from RefSeq and is a predicted model, not a curated record. Gene Ontology annotation, molecular function: protein dimerization activity.
AUGUCUCAAAGCCAGCUUUCCGACUUCACAUCGUCACUUUAUAGUGGAGAUAUUGAUGAUCUUCCAUCUCUCUCAACGCAACAAAUCACUCCAUCCGCAAGUCAUCAUACAAUUGAUUCUGGCUUCCACCGGCCAGAUGACCUCCUCGUUCCUCCUUCUUUGAUACGUGUUGGACCUGAUCGCCGGAAUAGGUUUGUUCUCUACGACAAGAUGUCACACAACGAGUUUAUCGACUGGUGGUUACAGACGGACUAUGGGCGGAAAAGAAAGAUCAACUGGGAUUCACAUCGCCACACGGUGAUCUGGAAUAGCUACAACCAGGUUGCUGAGGGUGUAGAUGGCACACCAAAGGUCAUGUGCAAACGCUGUGGAAAGAUUCUUGAGCAUCCUUAUUCCCUGAGUCUGAACAGUUCCGGCAAAGCGCAGUAUCACGGCACAUCAACAAUCCAGAAACAUCUGAAGACAGCUGGGUGCCUACGGUCGGAGAAGGGAAAGAAGGCAGAGAUUACAAAGUUUCUCCAAAAAGAGGGCGAAAUCUCAGCAGAUAUACCCUUUUUACAAGAGGACUGGGAAGACGAUAUCUUGCAAUUCCUGACUCUCAAUCGGCUACCAUUCCACCUCAUCGAGCAUCCAUCAUUUAAGCGGAUUAUCUACAAAGCGCGUUCUGCUCUUGUCGCUCCAGUGAUCCCGUCUGCCGAUACAAUCCGUCGCCGAUUAGGGAGCUUGGUCAAAGACCGGCAGCAGCGGGUUCUUCGUACGCUACCUGCUGGUUCAAAGAUAUCUAUUGCGCUUGACUGUUGGACAUCUCCAUUCUCGCAGGCAUUUAUGGCGAUCACUGGUUAUUUUAUCGACAGUGAUUGGGUUUAUCGUGAGGUGCUUCUUGGUUUUAAGCCACUUCACGGUACACAUACGGGGUCUUACUUAAGUGGUGUUCUGAUGGAAACCCUGGUAGAGAACAACAUUGAAGAUAGAGUGUUUGGGCUGACCACAGAUAAUGCAUCAAACAAUAAGGCAUUAGCUGCGUCUCUCCAACAAGCUUUAUCAGAUGGUGUCAUUAUUACACGAAUACCAUGCCUUGCCCAUGUUAUCCAGCUCAGUCUUAAUCAGCUUCUUGUUCGGAUUAAGGCAGUUCCAUCCAAUGAAUCCGCGGAGACAAAGUGGACAGAGAGUCAGUCCAGGCUGGUUCAAGAGAAUGCGAAGCAAUGUCAGAUCUCUUCUACAUUGAACAAAGUACGUUAUCUUGCAAUUUAUAUAAAUGCAAGCCCCCAGCGCCGAGAGACAUUCUACAAUCUUCAGACAACAAACGUCAAGAUUGUUCCCAUCCAAGAUGUGAAAACACGAUGGAAUUCUACAUUUCUUAUGCUUCGCCGGGCCAAACGGCUACGUGCUAUCUUCUCUUUAUUUUGUGCAGAGUAUGACUGUGAGGAGAUGCUACUUAGCGAGCACGAGUGGCGCCAAAUUGACUAUCUUCUCUGUAUCACUGAGCCGUUCUUCGAUUAUACAACCCAGUUAUCAAAGACUCGAGACGUCACUGCCCACUAUGUGUUCAAGAUUUACAACCGACUUUUUGAUCAUCUUGAGCGAUCACAGACACAGCUACAACGGAAGCGUGUCCCAUGGAAGAAACAAAUGCUGGACGCACUGGACGCUGGACGGACCAAGCUUGAUGAGUACUACGCUCAAACCGAUACUAUUCGAGGGCAUAUCUAUGCCGUCAGUACGAUGCUUGCACCAGUGAAUAAAUUUAGAUUCUUUCUCUCUAGCGAUUGGGAUCAGAAGUGGCGAGAUAUCUAUCGCAACGCCUUUCAGCAAGCCCUCAUCCCAUACCAAGCGCAAGUAAAAAGUCAAAGCCAGGAUGCAUACAGCUCUCACACUGCAGCUCAACCAAGCUCAAGGCUGGAGGAGAUGCUUGAUGGAAAGGAUAUACAGCCACGAGCGAUGACUGAUGAAAUUAGUCAAUAUCUUGAUAGUGAUACUGUUUCUGUUGGGCCACUUAUCUUUUGGAAAGAGCAUCAAUAUCGCUUUCCAGCUAUUGCCGCCCUUGCGCGAGAUGCGCUCUCCUUCCCAGCCACUGGUGCAGGAGUGGAACGCCUCUUUAAUACUGCUCGAGAUGUUUGUCACUAUCGUCGUGGGAGAAUGAAGACCGAGACGAUUGAGGAGUUGAUGAUGUUUCUUUGUACAUCCAAAUUCGAUAUAGAGGCACAGGAAGCAAAGCUUCUUGAAAAAUUCUUCUCACAGGAUGAGCUUGAGGCGGCGAAAGAAGAAAGGGAAGAGAAGCUUAACAAGGAUGAGAUCAAUCCAAUUAGUGAUACAGAGGAGCAAGAGGAUGAGCUAGAAAAUGGACCAGAGAAUGAAAUGGAGGAUAUAGGACUAGAUACGACUUUCUUAUCUGCUGCUGAACCAGAUAGUCCAGGCUCACCGUCAUUACCACCAACCUGUACACAGACACGGGUAUCAGGGCGGAAACACGCUCUUUCCACCAAACAUCAAGUCCCCAACGUAAUCAACCAGAUUGGAUACAGAUACUAUACUCUCAAUCCUACCAAUACAAAUAAUACAAACUCAGCUCUCGAGGCUCAAUACAGGGAUAGCGCCAACGUCAGCAGUGGACGUAAUUUCUACUCAGUCUCAGGCUGCACAGUUACCUACUUUUGCAAUCUUACUAGAAGCAAUCAACUUUGCUUCGCUCAAGAUAUGAUUGAUGCCCAGGUUGCAAUCACCAAUGUCUAUGAUUCUUACACCGGUGGAUAG